Messenger RNA from Hemicordylus capensis (graceful crag lizard), 17170 nucleotides. RefSeq lists its product as uncharacterized. The record is from RefSeq and is a predicted model, not a curated record. Lineage: Eukaryota; Metazoa; Chordata; Lepidosauria; Squamata; Cordylidae. The transcript is spliced from 22 exons. The coding region runs from base 6831 to 7772 and encodes 313 amino acids.
CUCCAACUACUACUACCGGCUGCGGAGAGAAAGAGGCGGAGUGGCGGCGGCGGCAGGAGGAGGCGAGGAGAGAGAGGAGGCCGCGCCGCCGGGUGGUGUGGUCGCCAUAGCGACGCCAGGAGGGAGACGGGCCUGUCCAGCGCGCCUAGUAGGCCCGGGCGCGCGGGGGGGCGGGGCGGCGCUUGGUGGCGCUUUAUUUUGUGUGGUUUUCAUGCAGACAUUCUUUCAAGGAACUCGGGGCGGGGUUCCUCAGAGCCCGCCCGUCCUUCUGGCCUCACAACAGCCUUGCAAGGGGGGCUCAGAGAGGGACUGGUGUGUGGAGGGAUCAUAGGUACGGCCGCCCCUCUCGCCUCACAACAGCCCUGUAAGGGAGGCUCAGAGAGGGACUGGCGGUGAUGUAGAUGGGGCUCGUUCCUGGGUCCACUUAGCCAAUCAGUCAGAUACAAGGAAUUGGAGUUAUUAAUUGAAGUUUAUUGCUACUGCAGUCAGCAGUAGGUAAUCAAUAGAGAAAACGCAUCAGCGGGGGGGGGGUCAUAGCUAGGGCUGCCUUUCUAGCUUCACAACAGCCCUGUAAGGUAGGCUCACAGAGGGAAUGACUCACAAGCAUGGCUGCCCUUCUGGCCUCACAACAGCCAUGCAAGAGAGGCUCAGAGAGGGACUGGCGGGGGGGGGUCAUAGCUAGGGCCGCACAAACAGCCCUGUAACACAGCCCUGUUGUGUUUCUAGCCUCACAACAGCCCUGUAAGGGAGGCUCAGAGAGGGAUUGGCCCCAAGGCCCCCCAGGGUGUGUGUCAUAGCUAGGGCCGCCUGCCUAGCCUCACAACAGCCCUGCAAGGCAGGCUCAGAGAGUGGCAGACCUAAGGGCACCCAGGGGUUAUCAUAGCUAGGGCUGCCCACCCCUGCUACCUGGGCAAAGAAGCACCUUUGACAUUAAGUGGUGGCUCUCUUUCAUUUAGCAGGGGGAGAGCAACGGCCUCUGUUUUUAGCAAGCUGCACUUGGGCUAAAGAGCAACCCAGCAUGGCUUCUUUUCCCAUUCAGUUGCCCUUUGGUGCUUCCUUCACUUUUUUUUUGUUUUUGUUUGGUGGGGAGCUGUUUUGCAGCCUCCCCCCCCACCAUUUCUUUGCUGUGUGGGCUUUUUGCUUUGCUUUGUGAAGUUUAUGAACUCUCCCAGCACCACCCCCUUCUCAGAGUACUUAGUGACUCAUUUUACCUCGAUUGUACUGUGAUGUUCAGUCCUAAUCUGCAAGGCAAAUGCAGGGCUGUCCUUAAGGCAGGGCAAGCAGGGCGACCCCUCUGAGCCCCACUACUCUUUUAACCCCCAUUAAAUUAACUGGAAGGGCCUCCCCACACCCUAGUUGAUUUGCCCCUGGCCCUGCAUCCCUCUCUAAGGACAGCCCUCGGCAAAUGCAAAUCAUAGAUGGCUAGUUCAGAUGUCACAGUAAAGUAAAGGGUAAAGUGUGCUGUCAAGUUGAUUUUGACUCCUGGCGCCCACAGAACCCUGUAGUUGUCUUUGGUAGAAUCCAGGAGGAGUUGACCAUUGCCUCCUCCCGCGCAGUGUGAGAUGAUGCCUUUCAUCAUCUCCUAUAUCACUGCUGCCCAAUAUAGGUGUUUCCCAUAGUACAGUAAAGUGCAGUCUGCUAAAAAAACCUCCAAAUGCUCAAGAGGAGGAGGAAUCUUGGGAUUCCUCCUGAACUUAUUUUUAAUACUGCCAAACCAUAGUUUGCUACAUUUAAACAGAGCUGUACCCGACUUCCAUGAAGUUCAGGGUGAUAAUUAGAGGAGCCAGCGUGGUGUAGUGGUUAGAGUGCUGGACUAGGACUGGGGAGACCCGAGUUCAAAUCCCCACUCAGCCAUGAGACUUGCUGGGUGACUAUGGGUCAGUCACUUCUCUUUCAGCCUAAGCUAGCGGGAUAUAAAAUGUAAAAAAAAAAAAGAAUAAAGAAUAAAGAAUAAAAAAUUAAUAAUUAGCUGCACAACCACACUAUGAGCUAAGUUAGUCUGAGUGAGAGAGAUCUGCUCAAUUCAGUGAGCUUGUUAGGUUAGUAGGGUUUUAAAUUUUGAGUUUCCCAAGGCCAGAUUUAUGGUGGCCAGUAUACCAUCCUGAUUAUCUGUGUGGUUAAGAUAUAAUGUAGCGUCUGCUGUUUGACUAUUUCAGUUAAUGUAUGAGGCUGCAGUCCCUAUCUGGUUACAGUUAAUAGCAAACUGUUGGUUUGAAUGGUGGUUGUUCAUAGCUGCAAUUCCACAGUCCUGCUGUUUAACUUGUGUAGCAGCUUCUUCCUCGGCGUCAUAUAAUGAAGAUGAUCUGACAGAAAACCUAGUGUGUUUCUUUUGAAAAUGUCACUUGAAAUGGAGCAAGAGGCCGCUGGAGAAAAACCUGGAGGUCCGAGAACAAGAUCACUUGACAGCAAUCAGGCUUUCAGUCUCUCUUGGUUGGAUUCCUGCAGAGAGGAGACAUUAUUGCCUGGAAGGCCAUGGCAUGAGGUUUUAAAGAGACAAAGCUGCUCUCGCUGCUGAAGUGAAGCCCCAGAUAAGGGAUUCGGAACAAAGAGAAAUGGUCUUUCAUCUUCUUGGCCGGGAUUUUGUUGAACGACAUUUCAGUGAUUGUCCUUAUCAGCCUCAUCUAUUAUCCUCCAUAGACAUGUGUGAGAUUAGCAGGAUGAAACUGGAAGAAACGACAAGAGCCUGGCUGCAAAACCAGUGCUUCAAAGCAGCAGGACGCAUUCAGUGCCAAUUCAGCUUUGAUGCCAACACCACUGCACUGGCUUCUGAGAUGGCUGGUUUUCUUGACGACGCCUACCAUGUUGUAACAGCAGAGUUGGAGUUGCUGAUGGCCACCCGUGAAGCCCAGCGCAAGAAAAAAGUUGAACAAGAGGGUGAAGCUUCCUACAAAAUGCUCCAACAGUCAAGGAACGUGAAAGAAACCUCCUCUGUGCUGAAGAGGACGAAAUCCAUUGAAAGUAAAGACAUCAGUCUAGCCUUAUGCAAGGGACCGUCUUUUCAAAUCAAUGGGAACGAGAAAGUUGCUUCCAGGCUUUGCCCUUGUGUUGCAAAAAUCUUGCUGCUACUGUCCUGUUGUCAUGAAGCCAAAAGAUAACACUGUUCUAGCUGCAAAAGUUUCUCUGAACAAAAGGCUGCUUUUGUUCUCUUUUUCUUUUUUCUAUCUCUCUUCAACUGCCGGCAGUUGGAAAAGAGGAAAGAAAAUGGAGUUUUGAAGGAAUGCAUAUGGGAAUUGCAGACAAAAGGGGAAAAAACCUAGAAGGAAAUACGUAAAAGGAUUUUGGUUGGAGGUUGUUAACAACAACAAAAAGAAAAAUGCUUGAAAUGCACCAGUAAGUUAUAAGAUUGUGAUGUGGAAAGGUAAUAUAGAAUUACAGGUUGUUUUCAUGGAUAACUGUGAUAAGUUUGUUCUGUUUAAACUACUUUCUUAACUGAGUUUAUGGCUGACAUAUUUAAAAUGCUAUAAAAUUCUUUGUGAUUAGUCCUUUGUUCUGUGAAAUACACAAGACAAGCCUCUGUGUGUGUGUGUGUGUGUGUGUGUGUGCAUGUUUCUGAGAGGGAGCCCAAAGCUCUGGUUCUGUAUAGGAAUUCAACCCACAUCAAUUUUAUAGCUCAUCUCUGUGAAGAUGAGGUUUCAGUUGUAAUUAUUCUGUUUAUUCUGUUGUAUUUGUGAAUAUAUUUAUACUAGUGACAUGUUUUCCCCCCCUUUCUGUAAACUGUUCCAGACCAAACUUGCUCUGACAUUGAAUUCCUAAAUUAGCAGUUAUUAUAUUAAUUGAACAUAAAAUUGGUCAUGAGCAACUGAAUCUUCCCACCUCUGCAAAAGUGCUGCUUAUGGAUGGCUAAAUGCAUUAGGCAUGAGGGCAAGCUCUAUUUCAUUCAUUCUUAUGUUAAGUUGAUUGUGAUAUUUCUGCCACUACUGAGUGUCAUAAGCCUUUAUAUAUUAUGUUUACUGAUUUCCUUGAGAUGGUCUCUUACCUAUUUUCCGUGAGCUCAAAACUCUAAACCGGAAGUUUCCCUUUCAAAUUCUUGCUCACAACUGAGCUGAUCUCUGAUGAACAACUCCGCCCAUUUCCAGAUGGGAGGGGGAAAGAGGUUCUCUGUAAAGCAGUUUGUGUUCCAGCCAGAUUAAUUGUGGGUGAGAAGGAAAAAUGGAUUUUAAGAUAAAUGAGUCUAAUUGUAUUACUGUCAUGUUUUUGCAAAAUCUAUGCAAUAUUUCUGCUAACUGAAUUGAUGUAAACUGAAAGCUACUAAUCAAAUGGUCUAAGGUUCAAAAAUUUUUUUUUUAAUUUGACUCAUCCACCAGCCCUGCUUUGCCUUCACAGCAGGGGCGUAACAAGGCUGGAGUGGGCCCAGAGACAAAAUUUUAAAAUGGGCCCCUCGCUGAUACACACACACUUCACAAUAUAUAGUGCACUCACACUCACAUCCCCAUUAUGCCAGCUUCUCUAGAAAACUCCACUCCCUUGCUUUAAUCCCGUCCCUCCACCCUCCCAUGGGGAAGAGCGCUCCCAGCUCAGAGUUGCUUCUGCAGACAAGGAUUUUGCUGCAUGCAUGCAGCCUUUCCUCCGAACUUGGGGUUGGCUUUUCCACUGCACUGCGGGUGUUGGGGAGUCAUGUGACUUGCCUCUGGGGGGGGCCCUCAAAGCGUGGGGGCCCCCAGGCAGCUGCCUCCCCUUGCCUAAUAGUAGUUACGCCCCUGCUUCACAGCAGCUGAAUCUUAAAAUCCCAGACAUGAGAUUUGAUUAAAGGAAUUUUGUUUUGCCAAUCCUGCAAGUGGCAAGGAGUUCCAAAGCACUGGUUUGCAAUUCACCUUGGAAAUUUCCCAGCUAAAAGGGAUUAGUCUGGGGCAGUAGAUGGCUGACUCCCUCACACAUGACCAAAUAUCAUGUGACUUUGGUGGGGAUCCUGGGGUUUCCAUGGCUACUACUUUGUUCUUAAUCCAGCUAACUUACUUCCUUUUGAGCCUACAGAAGACCAAGAACAUGAUUGCUUGCAAGCUGUGGACUGCAUCUAUGCCAAGCCAUCCUGAUCAUAAAGAUCAACCUCUCCAAAAUGCAAACAUUGAUUUGUACACAGAUGGAGGCAGCUUCAUGUAAGAUGGACAGCGUAAGCUGGCUAUGGAGAAGUGACUGACCAUGCUCUUUCUCCAGGUAUCUCAGCACAGCUUGCAGAACUCAUCACCUUCAAGGUAAUUUUUACACAACUCAUGGGGCCACUUGGAAAGAAAGAAGAUUUUUAACAGUGGGAAACAAGGAAGUAAAAUAUGGGACACAGAUAUCAGAACUCUAGACUGCUUUUACACUACUAGAAGAGGUUGCAGUCAUCCAUACCAGAGGUCACCAGAGGAAAAUGACCCAGUGACAAAGGGUAAUUGGAUGGCAGAUGCUGCAGCUAAAACCACUGCUCCUUCUAUUUCUGUUUCCAAGCAUCUUUGAUUCCUGUGCUAACUAUCUUGGCACACCCCCCCACAUACACAUAUUCAGAAAAAGGACAUUGACUUUGCACCACAGCAGGGGGGCGCAUUUAGAAGAGGAUGGUUGGUAAAGAACAGCAGAUGGGUGUGGAAUUCUUGCAGAACCAAUCCUUUGGUUUUUCCUAGUCAAUACAAAGACACUUUUAUGCCUCUUGGAUGUACCCUUUUGCAGAACAUGUGGCAACAGCCUGUGUAAUACAAAGGCCUGUAAGUAUGAUUGUCAGCCAGCGUGGUGCCGUGGUUAGAGUGCUGGAAUAGGACCGGGAAAACCCGAGUCCAAAUCCUCAUUCAGCCAAAACACUUGCUGGGCGACACAGAGCCUACAACUCAAAUGAUUUGGCCUGCCUCACAGGGUUGUUGUAAAGAGGAAGAACAGGAUGCAGAAGAGAAUGUGAGAUGCCACAUGAAAACUGGACUUUGUUAGCAGUGACUGUGAUUGACCUGAAAGGCUUUAAUGCCUCCUCUAAACCCCAAACUCACAAUGGAGGUGAAAAAUGUGAAUGCCUUUUUCUUUUUGACUUUAUUGCCUUGCUUUUGCCCAGGAUUGCUGUUUUGUUCUCGUGAUCAGAAACCAGCCUACAACACAAGCCAGCCAGCCUCCAAGAAGCACCGGCUCCCACACACAGCCUCACGCCUGGCCACCAAGCCUCAAAUGAAGACAUCAUCCUCUGUUCUGAUCUUCAGGGAAAGGGGGGCCCAAGGCAAACAGGGAAACAAAAAUAUAAAUUUUGGGGGGGGGGGAAAUUGCCAAAAGACCAAAUUGAAAUUAGCCUCAGGUUUUGUCCAUCCUUUGUAUUAUUUUCCUUGAAAACUUGACUUUUCCUUUUGUGCUAACAGUUGGCACCCAGAGACUUAGUCUCAGGAUGCUGUCCCUACAUGGGGGGGAGGGAAUUGGCAACUCACUUGCCUGUCUUUCUCUCAAGUAAACAGGUUUGCAACCAACAGUGCCUUGAAUUGUCUUGCCAAAGAAGGAUUGGUCCUCCCCAGAUCGAAGGAAUACCUGGAUCCAUCGCCAGAAUGUGAUCCCAAGGGAGUCUCCAUCAACAGUGACCCAGGAAAACUAACCAUCAGCAAUAGACAACAACCAGAGGGCAGUCCCUAUACCCUGUCCUGUGUUCGAGGAAGAAGGCCUAAUGCACAGAAGUUCAUCUUCCUGCUCCUAAGUGCUGUAGGAGAGGAAUAGACAACAAACAAGCAAGCCAAUUUGUUCACUUUUCUCUGGAGUCAUACAUGCAACAGCAUUUCCCUAAGCUGUAAAGCCCUGGAACCAUCCUACCUGGAAAUACGGCAGGACCCCCUGCAUGUGUCCUUUUGCUAUGGAUGAGCAGACGAUUUUAGAGACCAGCAAGACCUUGAAUGUCUUGUACGUUUUCAGCGGGGCCUAUGAACCCUACCUUAUCUACUGGCUCUUUGCUCUGCAAAUGGCAUUUCAGCCGGCGACACCAAGAGGAUUUCUUGGUGGAGUUGAUGCUUCAGGAAAGAGAGAGCUCUCAAGAAGCCACUGCAUUUGACAACGGAUUCCAGAGGCACCAAAGCCUGGCCAAGGAGUUUCUGGCGAGCCCAGUCAUUUUCCUCAGGAAGUGGAUGGGAGAGGACUUUCUGUGCCACGCUUCCCGUCUUCUCACGGCUGACAUUCAGAGGGCCUGGAUUCACUUGCAGCGGGGGGCUCUGCCAGCGGAUAUUCCUGGGCUGAACCAGCUGAAUCCAAGGCCACUUGUGGAUCUCUCUCCUAGGCAUGACUCAGCGGAAGCUGGAAGAAAUUAUUUGGGCUUCAGGGAAAUCUCACUGACUGGAGUGAAAGAUAUCUUAUUGAAGAUAGUGUUACCAGUGCCUUGGGCUGAAACACCCCACGCUUUUGGUGCCCCAAAGGAGAUGGGCUUCCAACAUUUUGACCCUUCUGCUCUGAAGUUAACAGUCUCCGUAUUUUGUGGCCCCGAAAUGCUGCGUUCUAAGACCAACUCUCUCAAGCCGCCUCUUCUGAGGAAAACCCGAGAAAAACCUGCUCCUCAACGCGAGACGCAAUUGACAUACAACUGUAACGGUAAAGGUGCCGAAAAAGAAGCCCGGCCCUUUUUAUCCUGCUGGCAUGAGAGGCUGUCCGUGACUGAAAUAAGGUGCUGGGGUGUGUGUGAGGGGGAGAAAGAUGGCCAAGCCUGUGACAGAAUUGGAGGCAUAAUUCCAUCUAAGACUAUUUCCUGCCCCAACAAGAGUGGAGUGGUUUUCCCAAGACCUGCAGAGCUAAGAUUCCCUGACUCUUGGAUGGCAAAAGAUCGAUGCAUUUCAACCAGCAGCUGCUGAUUUGGGACUGAUCUGGGCUCCCAGGGAGUUCUCUACAUGUGUCUCUCUGAACCCUGGGGAAGUGCCUGACUCAUGGAGCACCCUUUCGGACUGCUUCCCAAAGAACUGGCCAAGACUCAUUCAACAAUCCAGCUGACAGUGUAUGAUGUUGCCAAGGGGAAACGCAGACUGGAUAACAGCCAGCUGGCUCAGGUUGUGUUUCCUACGUUUGUGCUGAUCCACCAGGUUUCUCUGUGCUCCUUGGGUCCCACACAGUCCAGACAACGUCCUGCCAGAUCCCCCAAGGAUAAACCAGCCAUUUGACCUUUAUAUUAGAUUUACUUCGUUACAUCCCUGAUAAUGCAAUGAUAACAAAGGUACCAGGUCAUCUGAGGAGUUCUGGAUCAAACUGUGUGCAUCACUUUGCAGCGUUUCCUGUCCUUGAGAGCUCAUCUCACCAUCCAGAAUUCCAGCACCAAGCAGAGAUCCGUGGAAGCAUUCCCAAAGAGAUGGACAGCAACAGCUGGUUCUGCUGAGCCCGCUGGGAUUCCGAUUCCUGCCCCAGACUACCUGGCUGGAUAUUAUUUCACCGAUGGAGCACAACCCAAUGAUUCGGAGCUAGAGAUCAUUUCCAACUAUCAGAAAGAUGGCAGCCACCCAAGGCUCGUGCGGGACAUGGCCAUGCUAACGAGCAAGUUAAUGAGCAAGUUAAGUUAACGAGCAAGGAACCUUGUGGAGGUAUGGAGGCAGGCGGCCAGUUGACCAAAUCCUCGUCCAUGUGCCCUUUGGUUUGAUCACUGAGGGCCAGAUGGGACAAGGUGCUGGGACAUUGGUGGUCAGAUCUCCUACACUAAGUUGGGACGUCCACUAGCUAUAAGUUGGGAAGUCCCUGGUUCAAAUCUCGCCUCUUCUGCGGACUCGCCGUGUGGCCGUAGGCAGCCCCUUCUCUUAGCCUUCCUGCCCUCCCACAACCUACAGUGUGGGGGUAUGAAUGUUGACCUGCCUUAUGGGAUUGUUGUAGAUCAGUGGCAGUGGCAGCUUGUCUUAUGGGAGUGCCCAUGAAUUGCCUCCUUUGCUAAGCAGGAUCUACCCUAGAGUGCAUUUGGACGAGCGACUGUGUCAAUGCGAUAAGAUAUUCCCCUUUGGGGAUGGGGCCUUGGCUCAGUGGGAGAACCUCGGUGGUACAUGCAGAAGGUCCCAGGUUCACACCCUGGCAGCAUCUCCAGGUAGGACUAGGGGUGGGGACUCCUGUCUGAAAGCUAGGAGAGCCACUGGCAGCCAGUGCAGACAAUACUGAACUAGAUGGACCAAGGGCCUGACUCAGUAGGCAGCAGCUUCCUAUUUUUCUAUGGCAACAGCAUGCGGGGGAUGGGCCCGUAGCUCAGUGGGAGAACACCUACUUUGCUUGGAGAAGGUCCCAGGUUCACACCCUGGCAGUGCCUCCAGGUAGAGCUGGGAGAGAGAGACUCCUGCCUGCCACCUUGCGGAGUCUCUGCCACUCAGGGUAGGACCAGGCCUGCUCAACUGUUGCCCCCCCGCCAGCUGUUUUUGGACUUCAACUCCCAUAAUCCCCAGCCACAGUGGCCAAUAUCCAGGGAUUAUGGGAAUUGCAGGAUUAUGGGAACUGUAGGAUUAUGGGAAUUGCAUUAUGGGAAUUGUAGGCUUAUGCGAAUUGUAGGAUUAUGGGCAUCUGCAGGAGGGCCAAAGUUGAGCAGCCUUGGAAAAGACAGUCCUUACCUAGAUGGACCAGGGAUCUGACCUGGUAGGAGGCAGCUUCCUCUGUUCCUAACCAGUGUGAAGUACUUGGGAUACGUCAGAGCACUAAAUGAGUGCUAAGUGUUGGUCGUCAUCGCGUGGAUGUACCUGAACAGCCCUAGCACAUGGAAACCCAUUAGAUCCUUGCUUUUUUUUUUCUCAGUGUCACUACAUGGUGCUCCUCUCACCACAGUCCAUAUGAUUUUCUGAAGGUUUCUGUUUUUUGCCUUGCGCAGAUCUGCCCGAGCAGCUGGGAGCUUGGUGUGCAGCCCAGUUAGAUGAAAGAAGACACUUGCCCCCAGCGGCCCCUCCAAAGUGCACUGACAUCCAACGCGCGGUCCACUAUCGUCAGGAAGCUGGAAUCCGCAUCCGCAUUGAACAGGCGUUUGGGCUUAGAGCUUAUGUUUAUUACGUGAAUGCUCUGGCCAGAAUCUAGAAGGGAGCUACAAGCCUGCAGUCGCCCGAGCUGCCUCAGCGCUGGGGAGGAGAUGAUAAAUUCCUAACGCAGCAUCUUGAUUUUUCAAGCCUGCAGCGCUCCCCAAGGUGGACCGAUCCAUCUGUGAUUUUGCAUCCCUAUCCCAACAAUCACAGUGUUCUGCUCAUCCAGAUAUACGGCCUGGAUGCUAUUUAUAUCCCAGAUCCGAGUGGGGAGAAACCAGGAGAAAUAGCCCCAUGUGCUGGCCAGGCCUUAGAGCUCAACACCCAGUGCCAGCUGGGAUGGACAGCAGUUCCCCUCUUUGACAGAGGAUGCGUGAGCGCUGGAGUCCAUGGCACCCUGUUGUUUCAGGGGGCACCAAGUGCUGUGAAUACUGCAGGAAGCUUUUUUUCCUUCCCCCAGAUCCAGGAGGGAAAGAGAAUGGAAUCAGAUGCACUUUUGAGAUUGGCCUCUGUUUAGCAGGGCAGGCGGCAGUCGGGGAGGAUUUGGGACUCUCGGUAAAAGAGGUUCACCCUCCUGGCCCAGGGUAGCCAUCCUGGAGCUCCCCAGCUGCUGCUGGACUGCCAUCAUCCCCAGCUGCAGCUGAGGAUGAUGGGAGCUGUAGUCCGACAGCUGGAGACCACCUCUCUCCUAGCCCAAGCGUUUUAAUCGAGAGCUCCUUGGGGGAAGAGGAGGCCACACGGUCAAAAACUGGGCAGCGCAUGCAGCCUUUCAAGCCACUUUGGGAGCUGGAUGCCCUCCCGAUUUUCGAUCGUGUGGGAGAAGACGGGCAGGCAGGUGGGGGAGUGAUUGUGUGGCAGAGAGGAGCUGGCGAGGCCUCCUCGUUGUGUGCCAGGGGCUUCUGUUUCUCUGCCUUGGCAACGGACCAGCGUCCCUCUUGUUAGACUCCGGUCCCACCCAUGUGUGUGCUCUCCUCUCUGCCCCGCUUGGCUCCGGUGCACCCCGGAGCUGGCAGGGCCCAUGGCAUUCUCUUUUGUCUUCCUUUCCGUGAUGGCAUUUGCAGGAUCCCUAUGUCAAGCUGCGGAAUGCUCCUUUCCACGGCUGGCUUGUUUUUCUCCCUCGCCUUUUGCACAUGACCUCCCGGCAAUCGUUGGCACCAACAGUUAUUGUGACUGCAUCUCUGCCGUUUUCAUUUUGUUUUUGAAUGUCCCUGGAUUCGUGUUAGCCUUUUUUCUUAUUUUUACACACACACAGAGAGGUUUGUUUUAUACUAGCAAAAUGCCCACCCUUGUGAUAAGUGAGAUUUCUGUGGCAGGGGGCCAUUUGCAGGGAUUGCUGGAGAGGGGGCAGUACAGCUCUGUGCCCCUCACAGGGCCUCUUGUCCAUACUGGCCAGUUGGGCCACCUCUUGCCUGUGCUAAAGGGCGGAUGUAGAUCUCAUCAUAGCACUUGACUGGUGGAGAGCCCGGCCUCGCGGUAGCGAGCACGAACUCUCCCCUUUACUAAGCAGGGCCUGCCUUGGUUUGCAUUUGGAUGGGUGACUCCCAGUGUAAGCAAGUAAGUUAGAACUGGUCAUAACAUAACACGACCUAGCAUAACAUGAAACGCAACAUCAAAGAGAAGAAAGGACUCCGCAUACCAUAGAAUUACUUCAACCGUCUACUUAAACUACAGCCAGUGCUCCAAUUUAGGACAGUGGAUGACAGCUCUGGAUAUCUUUCUGAUUUUAAAAGACGGUAAAGCCAAAGUAGCUACUUGGCAAAGGACAUAUGGAAACGCAUCGGCAAGAAGAUAAGUCAAACAUUCCACAUCAGAACCCUUCAAUUCCUCUGUAAUCUAUCCCAGCAUUUCCCCCCUAAUCACAUCAUACAUGGGACAGAAAAGGCCAAGGAUCAAGAGGCAUCAUUGCCGAUGCACGCUGGAUAAUUGAGAAAGCCAAUGAAUACCAAAAAGAAAUCCAUAUGUGCUUCAUUGACCAGAAAAGCCUCCGAUUGCGUCAACCAUGUCACGUCGUGGAAUAUCCUUAGGAAAAUGGGCGUCCCAGAACAUCUCAUUGUUCUCAUGAGAAACCUAUACACAGGACAGGAAGACCACAGUCCAGACGGAACAUGGUGAAACAGACUGGUUCCAGAUCAGCAAAGGAGUAAGGCAAGGCUGUUGUAUACACCUUCAUUCAAUGUAUAUGCUGAACAUAUACUGAGAGAAGCAGGAUUGGAAGAAGAUGAGUGUGGUUUUAAAGUUGGAGGAAGAAACAUCAAUAACCUGCGCUGUGCUGAUGACACCACUUUGACAGCUGGGAAUGUGGAUGAUCUGCAAGCUCUAGUAAUGAAAGUCAAGGAGAACAGUGAAAAAAUGGGACUACGACUAAAUGUAAAGAAGACUAAACUAAUGACAACAGGUGCAGGAACCAGCCUCAGAAUUGAUAAUGAAGACACUGAAGUGGUGGGUAGCUUCUGCCUUUUAGGAUCGACCAUCAACAGUAAAGGAUCCAGCAAUCAAGAAAUAUGCCAUAGACUAGCACUUGGUAGGGUUGCAAUGAAGGCCUUGGAAAGGAUACUUAGAUGCUGUGACGUGUUCAUGCCUACAAAGAUUAGAAUCAUUCGGACAAUGGUUUUCCCCUGACAUUCUAUGGAUGUGGAAGCUGGAUUUUAAAGAAGCAAGAUAGAAAAAGCAUUGAUUCUUUUGAACUUUGGUACUGGAGAAGGCUUUUGAGGAUACAAUCGACAGCCAGGAAAACAAACCAAUGGAUCACAGUACAAAUCAAUCCAGAAUUUUUACUCAAGGCACAAACGACUAGGCUCAAACUAUCAUACUUCGGACACAUUAUGCAACGAUCCAGCUCCCUGGAGAAGUCCAUAAUGCUGGGGAAAGUUGAAGGAAAGAGAAGACAAGCAGCAGCCAGGUGGACGGACUCGAUGACGACUGCCAUGAAUGCACCACUGAGAGAUCUUAAAGACCAAGUGGAAGACAAAUCAUCCUGGAGAGAAUCUAUCUAUGUGGUUGUUAAGAGUCGACACUGACUUGACAGCACUUUAUCAAUCAAUCAGUUAAUAAUAUCUGGGAAUCCCUGAUAGAGGAAACACUGGUCCUAGGUUCACUCAAUAAUUCUUCUUCUUCUUCUUCUUCUUCUUCUUCUUCUUCUUCUUCUUCUUCUUCUUCUUCUUCUUCUUCAUCAUCAUCAUCAUCAUCUCCAGGCAGGGCUGGGAGAGACUCCUGCCUGAAAACUUGGAGAGCCACUGCCAGUCAGUGUAGCCAAUAUUGAGCUAGACGGGCCAGUGGUCUGACUCAUUAUGACAGUGUCCUGUAAGCCCUAUAAGCUGUGGCUAAAAUAUAAGAAUGUCUCUCUAAAGUGAGGGGUCUUCAGCAGUUUCUUUUCAAAGUGAUAAUCAUGGAGAGAGCUUGGAUGGCACUGAUCUAUGCAGCACUCAUACCCAGCACUUUACCAAGGGCAGAGGAAUUGCCGUCCGACCCAGCUCCUCUCUCCCAGAGGAUCCCUUCCUCCCCCUCUGACCUUGUGUGAGGAAAGGGCUAUGCCUAGGAAGAGCCAUAACCUACCUCGGUAAAAGGCAGCUACCUGAUGGUCCAUCUCCCUCAGUAUCGUCUACUCCAGGCCUCAGAAGUGCACCUAGGUAAUUUUGGAGCCUGGACCUAAAAGCCUUUGGAGCCUGCCCCCCCCCCAAUUAAGCAUCAUCAUGCUCGGCCUGGCGACCACAACACCCAGGGCAGACUAAAGAGGAUUUGUGGGGCCCCAGGGGCUGUGGAGGCCCUGGAUUUCAGCCCCAAAGUCCAGGGGUAAAAGCGCCUCUGCCAGGCCUGCUCAACUUUGGCCCCCCAGCUGUUUUUGGACUACAACUCCCAUCAUCCCCAGCCACAGUGGCCAAUAGCCAGAGAUUGAUUGAUUGGUCAUUCAUUCAUUCAUUCAUUCAUUUAUUUCAUUUAUAAACUGCCCCAUCCAAAGUGUCUGGGCGGUGCACAACAGGUAAAAAUACUACAACAAAUAGCAUUUAAAACAAACAGGUUAAAACAAUAUAAAAGCAAAUCUAAAAACCAUUCAGAGCCAUUUAAAACCGUUUAAAAUUUCUUAAAAGCCAUUUAAAAAACUUUGGAAGGCCAGGCCAAACAAGUAAGUCAUUAGGGCUCUCCUGAAGGCCAACAAUGGAUUCAGAUUAUGGAUUUCUUCCAGGAGUGCAUUCCACAGACCAGGAGCAGCUACAGAGGAGUCCCAGUUCCGAGUCUCCACCAGACGUGCCGGUGAUAACUGGAGACGGAUCUCUCCAAAUUAUGGGAGUUGUAGGCCAGCUUCUGUAGGAGGGCUGAAGUUGAGCAGUCCUGGUCUACAUAGACUGGCAGCGGCUUCUCCAAGGUGGCAGGCAGGAAUCUCUCUCAGGCCUAUCUUGGAGAUGCUGCCAGGGAGGGAACUUGGAACCUCAGAUGCUCUUCCCAGAGUGACUCCACCCCCUAAGGGGAAUAUCUUGCAUAGCUCAUAUGUAGCCACCCAUCCAAAUGCAAAUCACGGUGGACCCUGCUUAGCAAAGGGGACAACUCAUGCUUGCUACCACAAGGACAUACAGAGAGGUGAUUUGGGAAUGAGCCUGGUUAUCGAAGUGGCAGCCCUUGGAUCAUCACCCUGACAAGAGAAGUUUGGGUUUUUUUUACUUAGUAUUUUGAACUUGCCUCUUGGAGGAAUGAUACUUUCAGUGUUGUGUCUUUGAAAGGAAUUCCUGCAGGCCAUCAUUUCCUGGCCUGUGAGAGAUGUUAUGGCUGAGGGCUUGCAGAAGAAGAGGCUCAAGUUUCUGGAGACACACGGCAGCGUGGCCGUCAAGGUGUGGGAUGGACAUUACUUGGACGACAAACGUCUUGAGUUGCCUGUUCUCAAUGAUCUCCUAACAAUCGACAAAACAAGGAAAUUUUUGGCCACUCAAGCUAGCCAGAAGGCAAGGAGCUAUCACAGCUGGUUCUGAAGACCCUGGAUAAAAAACUAAGAAAACUGGGAUGCAGCAGCCCGGAAUAUAAGAAACAAGAACGUUUUUACAAGCAAGUCAUGGGGGACGCUUUUUACGAUAUUGUGGUCAGUACCCCACAAGAUGGCAGAAACAGAGAGCAGAACUGUAAAUUGAUUCAAGAGGCGGAAUCUGGAGAAAUUACAGGCGCUGUAGAGAUCUCAGACAUGCACUAGAGCAGAGCUUGACGAAUCCCAGGUGCCAGGGAGCCCUGGAGCCUAGAAACUGAAUUGUGGGGUCUAGACAAGGAUAUUCAAAGGCAGAGUUGCUGAAUAAAAUCUUUAUUUGUCCCAGGCAGCCCUGUUUCUGUUCUUAGAAUGUGACUUGUAAAGUGGGUUUUAAAAAAGCCCAUUUGCCUUCUCUUUCCACUGGCUAAAUCCAGUCAUCAAGGUCUGGCUCUCAGAUUUUGGGGCUAGCUCCUAGAUCCAAGGGAAAUUGGCCAAGGUUUGUGCUAAAGUGCUGGGCCUAUCAGUUGAUCCCGAAGUCCUUGGCAAGACUGUCACACCCAGGUCUUUGGGGACCCAACGGGUAACACUGUGACACUUAAACCAGCUUUGCUGACCUCGGGCUGUAAUAAAGACAUUCUGAUUCUGACACUUAAACCAGUUAAAGUGUGAACUCCUUUUAGGAUGUGUGCACACUAUAAAUGUAGAUCUGUUCUUUUGUUGGUUCAGUGGUCAUGCCUUCAUCCUAGUGAUGUGCGUUUUCUGGGAAAUGAUGAAUGGGACGAUUCCCAAUUUGACUGGAAUCUGUUUUAGCUAUCUUCAGUUAACCUAUAUGUUUGCUCUGUUGAUUUUAUUUGUUAUAAUUUAAUGCUGUGUUUGUAUAAAAUGUCUCAAAUGGGAGCCCGUGGGAGCUUUUUUUCUUGGAGAUAUAACAGCUGAGACAGGGGCCAUUCCAGAUUUGGAGCCCAGCAAGGGGGGAAAUUAAAGACUCCACCCCCCACACUGUGGACCCAAUCCUGAUCAGGCCUCCCCAUUACUGUUGUAUAAGAUGGAAAAGGAUACACAGACAGGGCCAAACUGUGCAUUUAAACUGUGAUAUAAACAGUUAGUCAGUCUUUAGUACGGUCUUUGACCAAUAACACAACUUCUAAAACAAUAUAAAAUUUUAAACAUAGUCAUAUUAAUAACAUAAUUGUACAUUGGAACUAAUCAUUAGUGAGCAGAGUACGACGAACUUGUAUUGCAGAACAAUGGAACUUUGCAACUGUGUGAGUGACAGACAAAUCCACAUCUAUAAGCAAAUAUUUGAUGUGGAAUUUGUCCAAUCGACCUGGCAGAUUAUAUGAAAGGGGGUCAACUAACCUUUGCCUAGGGUCAACAUAAAAGACACAAAAGAGCCCAUGGUCAACUGACUCAAUCUCAUCAGAGUUACAGGGGCAACAUCUCUGUUCAGUUGGAAUUCUACUGUAUCUACCAGCCAAAAAUUCCAAAGGGCGGGCAUUCAUACGGGCCCUUGAAAAGGCCCAUCUAUGUUUGAGGAAAGUAAGAAGGAAUAGAUAAUCUGCUGGGCGAGUUCUCUUCCCACCGUUGAGCAGGUAGAAUGACCUAGAUGUCCUCCACAGGUCUCUCUCCACAGGUCUCUCUGAAACUCAGUAUCCCAGAUCCUUCGUUUAAUAAGUUCUUUGGCCCUGUCCAAACCCACAGAGAGGAUUGCCUCAGCUGAAAGACCAUAGGCAUGGUGUUUCCUGACACGGUUCUCCCGCCAGCUCGAGCAAUGCCAAUCCAAGAGUAACAAGGGAAGGAGAUGAGAAGGCAAUCAGUUGAUUCUAGCCCAGUUUAUUAGUAUUAGAUACCAAGCUCUGGCUUCCCUCAAGGUAACCCCCCCUUUCCAGUCUCAGAGUGGCAUGAGAGCCAUUGUGGUAUAGAGGUGAGAGUGCAGGACUAGGACCGGGGAGACCCGAGGGCCAAGGUUGUGCAGCUCUGAAUUAACGAAACAUGUAGUUUAGCCUGGGGUUGAGCCUUCAAGACACUUCCGUCAGUUCAUCUAACUAAAUGACUGUAAUAUCCAUUACUUUACAGGAAACAGCCCUCUUGAAUGCAGGAUAUGGCCCAUUAUGAGAUAUUGUCUUGCAGGCUGUCUUAAAGGGAAGGUGGAUGUUGGCAACCAUACACAUUUUGUAGACUUUUGCUACAGCAAAAUGCAUUCUGUCUGUGUGUGUGUAGAAUAUUUUUCUGUGUAUUUUUUUUAAAAUGUGCGUUAACGGAACAGUAAAGCUCUCCAGCCCCCAAAGCAAUCUUUUCUGCAUAGUUUUCCUACUUGAAAUAAACAGCCUUUAUUUGCUAA